Messenger RNA from Larimichthys crocea (large yellow croaker), 3657 nucleotides. RefSeq names its product ring finger protein 215 (gene rnf215). The record is from RefSeq and is a predicted model, not a curated record. The coding region runs from base 413 to 1504 and encodes 363 amino acids. The transcript is spliced from 10 exons. NCBI's taxonomy places the organism in Eukaryota, Metazoa, Chordata, Actinopteri, Sciaenidae.
AAGGAAGUAUGGGCCUUCCUGCUCUGAAUUUGCUACAUUCGUCUUUGGUUGUGUAAACAAAACGACCAAAUGAGUGUAACUGUGCGUUAGACUUUAACGUUAAACUUGAUAUUUUAAAUCUCAGUAUGUUGUAUAAAUAGCUAAAAUCGUGUCUUUUGUCGGAUUUAAUUUUCGGUAACGCGCCUCAAAUUUCCUACCGGUGAUGCAUCUGUGAAUACAAGAUAAUAAUCCUCUCACUUCUUCCGGUAACGGGCGGAAGUUUCCUCUCUUGUUUACAUUCUUCGGGAGGUCUAGCUAACUGACAAACAAAAGCGCUAGCAGCAAAAUGCAGAAUGAUGGGUAACAGGUGAUUGUCAGGUUUGUGUGUUUGUCACAGUUUCAGCUGGAUUCUCUCACUCUUGUUGUUCGGGCCAUGUCUUCAGCUCGCUGCUGGUGCUGUCUCUGGGUAACGUUACCGCUCCUCCUGCUGCGGUGGCCGGGGCUGCUGGUCGCGGCAGAGCAGGUUGCUCUGGUGGAGGUUUUCCUCGAGCAGCGGCCCGACGUGAGCGCUCUGCUCCAAGGGGAGGUGGUGGAGUCCAGCACGGGCAGCGGGAUAUCCGAGCACCGGGACGAGGACGGCGAAGAGCUGGAGGGAGAGCUGGUCCUGGUUCAGACUGAGGAGACGCAGGUGAGUGGAGGAAAAGGAAAUGACGACACCAAAGAGCAGGAGCCAUGGAUCGGAGUGGUGCCUGUGGAGAUGGACGACAGCAAAUCCUCCACCGGGAACCAAGAGUCCUUUGCUGAUGCAAUGGUCAACAAAAUGAAGCGAGCCUUGGUCCUUGGAGCGUCGGCUCUGAUCAUUCUGGCUCUCAACCAAAACACUGUCAGGGAGAUGGAUCUGUCUCAGGUGCUGUCCAAGCCCAUCAUUGUGAUUCAGACGUCUGAAAAUGUCACCAAGCUGAUCGGAGCUCUGCUCAGGGGUCUUCAAGCGACAGCAAAAAUCACAUACAAGACCAUUCUGCAGGACAACCUGGGAGCCACGCUCACGCUGUGGUCCAGCUGCGGUCGAUCCAGAGGAGGUCGCUACGGAGAGUGGCAGGGGGUCAUCUGCACGGGAGAGACGAACUCUCAGGUCCAGAAGUACCUGCAGCAGCUGUGGGACACAGUCCUCCUGGUGGCUCUGAUCCUCAGCACUGGAGUCAUCGUUCAGGCUCGCUGGCAGUACCAGGACCAUGAGUUGAAUGACGACUUAGAGCUCCUUCCUAAACAGGAUGUCCUGAAGAGAAUGUCGUCCCUGAAGACCAAAACAUACCGUCAGCCCAAACGAUGGUGUGACCCAUCCCAGCCGGUAGAGACGGACAACUGUGCAGUCUGUCUGGAACCGUUUAAUAACAACCAGUGUCUGCGGGUGCUGCCGUGUCUUCAUGAGUAUCACAGAGAUUGUAUCGACCCCUGGCUGCUGCUGCAGCACACCUGUCCUCUGUGCAAACGCAGCAUCCUCAGCAGCGUCUGCAGAGACAGUUAACAGUCACCUCACCUCCAUCACCGCAGCAGCAGCAGCAGCAGCUCUGGGAAUCAAGUCUCUUCCUCGGUGACACUCCAGUAUCCGUUUUUUCUUUUUUUUUUAAACUGACCUCACACUUCCUUCUUCCAGCAAUGGAUUGUGGGAGCAAAUAUAAACUUCUCACAGCAGCUGGCCGAUGGCCUGGACUGUGGAGCAGUCCGAUUUUGAUGUCCGACCUUCGGGUGGGUGCAGCAGGUCUCAGACCAUACAGUGGUAGUGUAAACACAAUACUAUGAAGUACUGUACCUGUACUGUUGUGUAUGAACAGUACUUCUUCCUGGGUUCAUGUUACUGUACAAUUGUGGAAAUAUUUGUAUGUGUGAUAUACAGCAGUGAAGAUGUGUGUGUGUUUGUACUCAUGUGACUGACACACAAACACCUUCUAAUCUGUGUUUGUGCCAACGGUACAUUUGGCUUCAGCAAACACUGACGACCCGAGUGAGAAUUCAGUCAGUAGUUUCUGCAUGGACAUUCAAUGCUUUAUGGUUUUUAAGCAUGGACGUAUUGAUCGUCUGGCCAGCUUCAGUGUUCACUUUAGGUCCAAAUGAUGUCAGUGACCCACUUAUUAAGUGGACUAAAUGUGAGUUUUAAACAUAACUGAUUUCAUCUAGUGUACAAACUCGUACUAAUAAAUGUUAGUUGUAGAAGUUUGGUAGUUGUAGUCCAGAAGUAACUGCACUACAGUUGGUAGCAGGACAGUGGACAAGUGUUUCCACUUAACAUGCCUUAUGACUAAACUGCAGAGUGAAAAGAAACCCAAACCACAAACAUACUUCCUGAAUCAUACUUGGAAACUUGACUUCAGUGUACGUUACAGUAGUUGAUUUAGUUGCAGUCGCAUAGCUUUAAACAACUAGUGGUAGAGAUGUCAAACAGGCAGGUCAACAUUGUGAAGGGGCCACCACUCCGUUUUCACCUUUCUUCUCUCUCUUCUUUCAUCAGUUUCCUUCCAUUUAGAAAAUGUGUGUGAAGAAGUCUAAAUCAGUUCUGCUUCUGACAGCAGACUCAAACAGACAUACGUCAUGUGAAAACUUGUCUUCUUACUCCUCUGACAUACAGCGGCACGGCUAAAUCCUAAUACUGCAAUUUGUAGUACGUAACCAUCUUGGAUCUGGUGCAGUGCCUGUUUGCUUUGUUGUUGAGAGCUAAGUUAGAAGAUCAAUACCACUCUCAUAUCUCUACGGGAAAUAUGAAGUUACACAUAGCAGUCAUUGGCUUAGCUUAUCAGAAAGAGUGAAAUGGCCUUGUCCCGUGGCACAAAUUCACUAAUUAACUUGUUAUAACUAUGUAAAAAGAACCAAAGCAUAAAGUUCUAGCACAGUAUAACAGUUUACUUACCAAAGGUGGGUGGGUGACAAUUCAUUAAUAAUAAAUAGUUGUCCUCAUCAAAAUAAAGUAAAAAACACAUUUUAAGAAAUUGAAAUAAUAAUAAUAAUUUAAGCUCCAUCUGUGCAGCCGUACUCUUAACCACGACAGUCUACUGUGAAAAAUCGAAUUGAUUUUGGCAUUUUUGUCAGUGACGACUCAGAGUCGGAGGAUGUCAAAAACAUAGUAUUAUUGUAUUUAUUUCAUGUUUUAAUUUUUGCAAUGUCAACUCCAAAAAGCCAUUACAUGUGCUUUUUUUGUUACAAAACGCUCUGAUAGAUCUGUUCUCUUUAUAGAAAAUAGUGUGUGCAUGGCAACAUGUAGGAAGUUUGCCCACAGCUAGUCUGAGAGACACGAGGCCUCUGUGCAGCACGUGCUUCCAAACACAAACAACAGCAUCUUUAUGAGGUGGUCAUAGAUUCCUUUUUUCGAGACUUGUUUGUUACGUUUUCACGAAGGCUGGACAACAGUGGUGUGAAUUAGGUGGAUGACGUCACAUGCAUGCACUUGAAUGUUACACGCAAGCAGUAGUCACACAAGCUACUCGUACAGGACGAGUAGUAAGAGCAACGCACUCUGCCGCUGAUGUCCAGACUUGUUCACCAGGUUAGUAAUUGUUCUUCCAGCUAAAGAAGGAUCUCAGUCUCUCCAAAACUCUGGUUGUUGCUUUCUUUUAUUCCUUUGUUGUCUAUUUAAUGAUGAUGAUGUCAAAGAUCCAUCACUCUGGAUCUCAAUAAACUGAUUUGUUA